Messenger RNA from Cryphonectria parasitica EP155, 963 nucleotides. RefSeq names its product NAD(P)-binding protein. The transcript is spliced from 4 exons. NCBI's taxonomy places the organism in Eukaryota, Fungi, Ascomycota, Sordariomycetes, Diaporthales, Cryphonectriaceae. Bases 1 to 963 code for a protein of 320 amino acids. The record is from RefSeq and is a predicted model, not a curated record.
AUGCCUACUAUCGCUGUUCUCGGAGGAACUGGAGCCCAAGGUGGCUCCGUCGUUAGACAGCUGCAGAAGUCGUCGACCUGGAAGAUUCGCAUCCUCACGCGAAAUGCUAACAGCGACAAAGCAAAAGCCCUCAAUUCUCAAGGUAUCGAGGUUGUCGCCGCUGAUGUCAACGAUGAAGCCAGCCUCGUCAAUGCUUUCAAGGGUAUUGAUGCCAUCUUCGCGGUCACUACUUACUGGGAGUCCGUCCUGAGCCUCGGCCGCGAUGGUGCCGGCGAGGAAGAACUGCAGCAGCUCAAGAAUGUCGCCAACGCAGCGCAAAAGACCCCAACCCUGUCUCAUUUCAUCGUGAGCAGCCUACCUCCAGCUGAGAAGUCAUCCGGAGGCCAGUUCCCGGUACCCCAUCUCGACUACAAGGCGAAGGCAGUGGACUGGAUCAAGGAGGCCCUCCCGGAGCUAUACAGCAAGACGUCCCAGAUCUGGCCCGGUUGGUAUCCCACCAACCUGGCGACUCUCCCCAUGGUCCGAUUCCUGGAAAUUCCCGGCUCCUACGGCGGUUAUUUGUUCACACAGCCGAGCAAGCCGUCUUCUCUUCUUCCCAUCGUUGGCGAUAUCGACCACAACUUCGGCAUUGUAGUUGAGGGCCUUCUCAAAGCCGGCAAGAAGGCCUAUGAGAAAAUUGCUGUGGUUAUUACGGAAUACCUGCCGUUCACCGAUGUCGUCCGCGUCUUCGAGGAAGUCACCGGCAAGCGUGCAGCAUAUGCUGAGAUUUCCGACGAGGCCGCGAUUAAGCUGUAUGGAGUCUAUGGCGCUGAGUAUGCGGCACAGCUCCGCUGGAGCGAGAAGGUCCCGAACUGGGAGCAGAUCGAUCCCCAGAGUGUCAUUAGCCUCGAGGAACUGGGGGUGAAGGACAAGCUGAUUGGUUUCAAGGGUGCACUGGAAACUCUCAAGGCCAGGAUUGUUUGA